UCAAUGUCAGUUAAAUUUAGACAAACGAUCUAAACGGUUUAAGUGAGAAAAAACACAACCCUAAACUAAAUCAAAAUGAAAUUCUUAAUCUUGGCUCUCAUUGUUUGCGUAGCUAUCAUCGCUAUUGUCAGUGCGGUUCCCAUUGAAGAAGCCAUUCCCCAGGGCAUUGAAGGUGCUGCCUCCGAAACUGUCAACCCCUCCGACGAUCAAUCAUUCUUGCUGAAAUUGAAAUUGUUAAAGAAACUCUUGUUCCUCGGUUAAAUAAUUCACCAUCUAGUUAAUCAAUUUAUAGUUCUGUUGUUUUUUUUAAUAUAAAACAAACAAAACUACUAAUUAUGUUCAAUAGUUUUAAGUUAAUGCAAAGUUCUUUUAUAAUACUAAUUUUAGUUAAAUAAAUAUAUAAAAAUAUUAAAAAAAAAAACAA
Molecule: messenger RNA, 424 nt
Organism: Calliphora vicina (urban bluebottle blowfly)
Lineage: Eukaryota; Metazoa; Arthropoda; Insecta; Diptera; Calliphoridae
Exons: 2
Coding region: 76-261 (61 amino acids)
Source: RefSeq, a predicted model, not a curated record